This is a messenger RNA of Musca vetustissima, 441 nucleotides long. Its product is annotated as ribonuclease P/MRP protein subunit POP5-like. Gene Ontology annotation, biological process: tRNA 5'-leader removal. The transcript has 3 exons. The coding region runs from base 1 to 438 and encodes 145 amino acids. The record is from RefSeq and is a predicted model, not a curated record. Lineage: Eukaryota; Metazoa; Arthropoda; Insecta; Diptera; Muscidae. Gene Ontology annotation, cellular component: ribonuclease P complex. Gene Ontology annotation, molecular function: ribonuclease P RNA binding.
AUGGUUCGCGUUAAAAAUAGAUAUAUCGUAGUUCGGAUUAUUCCCAAGAACACAAAUCUCAACGUGCUGUAUCUCAAAGAACAAGUGUUGGCCAAGUGUGUACUGUCCCAUGUAGAAAAAUAUUACGGUGUAUAUGGUGUCGGACUAUUGGAGCAUGGCUUUCGUGUUAAGUACUGUAAUGAAAGAACGAAAAUAGCAAUACUAAGAUGUUCACAUCAUGCUUAUAGAUUUGUUACCAGUAUAUUACCACUACUCACAAGUGUUGGUGAUGUCCCUGCUAAGUUCAAUACUAUUUAUACUGGCGCAACUAUAAUGCAAUGUAAUAAAUUUAUUAUUAAACAUCAGCAAACAUAUUUGGAUCGCAUGGUUGGACAAGUUGUUUCAGCCAAAGAACGACAGGAAAUGAUCAAAAGAGUCAUGGAGUUCGAUAUAAGUUAGAAA